Serendipita indica DSM 11827 is the source of this 786-nucleotide messenger RNA. The record is from the annotation of a GenBank genome assembly. Lineage: Eukaryota; Fungi; Basidiomycota; Agaricomycetes; Sebacinales; Serendipitaceae.
AUGGCACACAGCGCAGUCAAGCAAAUUCAUGGCAAAUUACAGAGAGCAUUUGCAAGCAGCAGCAAGGACACGACGCCCCUCCUCGCUCAGGCAAAGCUCGAUCUGAUUCAAGCUGGACUCCUCGUUCCAGUUGGAGAACACCGCGAGCAGGAUCUCAGCUAUGCUCGAGACAUCUUGGAGAUUGGAGCCUUUUGGAGUAUUCGUGUUCGCGAUGUACCCGCCUUUGAUCGCUACUUCUCCCAGCUGCAAACCUUUUACACCGACUAUCAGGGUGUACUUCCCCCCUCGCCUAGACAAUAUCCAUUACAGGGACUUAAUCUCAUCCGACUGUUGACACAAAACCGCAUCUCCGACUUUCACACCGUCCUUGAGUCGCUGCCACCAGAAACACUCCAAGAGAACCCGUUCAUCCGACACCCCGUCAAUCUGGAGCGAUGGCUCAUGGAGGGGAGCUACUCAAAAGUAUGGAACGCGCGAGAGGAGGCCCCCGCUGCAGAGUACCGAUUCUUCGUCGACAGUCUCAUGGGUACCAUUCGAAACGAGAUUGCGAGCUGUGAAGAAGCCGCUUACAACAGUCUACCGAUGGCAGACGCACAGACACUCCUCUUCUUCAACAACCAGCAGGACCUGAUGCAGUUUACACAGCAACGUGGCUGGCAACCCGAUUUGAUUCGAAAGGUGUUCACCUUCCCGACAAAGGCAGAUGACAAGGCUGCGGAGAUUCCGUCGCGAAAGAUUAUUGCGCAAGCUCUGACGUGUGCAAAGGAGCUUGAGCAGAUUGUGUAA